AUGCCAGCUGAUAUUGAGGUCAGGCCGAUCACUCCCUUGGAAGUUGCUCAAGCGAAACAACAGUACCCACAACUACAGAAUCGCAGUGACGAUGAGGUCCGCCAAAUGCUCUUUAAUCGACGGCAAACCCAGGCACAGCAAGCCGCUGCAGCCAGACAGAAUCUGCAAGGCCAACAGCAACCUGGACAGCAACCUCAGCAACCUCAGCGGCAGGUUCCUCAGCAGCAGAAACCUCAGCCAACAACUCAACCGCAGACUCAGCCCAAUUCUCGACCGCAAAGCCAGACUCAAGACCGUGCGGCACAACAAGGUGGUAAUGACGCCAACAAAGCUGUACAACCGCCACAGCAAAUGCAGGGUCAAAAGUCCAGUAUGCCGACAGUCACUCCGGAACAAUGGGCCAAGAUGACACCACAACAGCAACAGGGCUGGGCGAAAAUGCGGCAGCGUCAUGCUGCGACGGCAAAGAUUCAAGCCUUCUCGCAACAGAUUGCAGAGCGGCUGGGUAGUGAUUCAGCUAAGGCAAUGAUGCAUCGGAUGGACUCAUUCCUGCUGGCUUACCAUGAGAUUCUGGGCAACACCAAUGACGAUGAGCUUAAGAAGGUCGUCAGAAUGCGCACUUUGCUCUUCCGCCAGUACCAUCCAGCGUCGGUCGCAGAUAAAACCUUCGUACCGAACCCUGCGAACUUCAACGUCACGCCUGAGGAAGUCUCAGGAAUGCUCUCGGAGCUACAGAUCAAGUUUGCGCAGACCGCUGCUUCAAUCCCUCGUCCACCAGGUCAACAACAGCCAACUGCUGGCCAGCUCACCUCCGAAAACCUCAAGCAGCUGGAAAACCAAGAGCAGGGACGCAAGCAAUCUGUCGGUGGCACCAAGAACAGAGAUGGUCCCCCACCAGCACCCACAGACGCGCAAGCACCGUUCAGCUUCUCCGGCGAGCGUGGUCACGGCGCACCGAAGUAUGCAGCACCAGGUCUCAAGCAAGAGGAUCUGAAGUUGCCAAUUGACCCCAAGCGGCGCAAGAAGGGCGCCCCAGCAACGCCGGUUUCAGCAACAACGCCAGCACAGACAACUGCCUCGCAGUCUAUGGUACCCCAAGCUGCCCAGCAACAGAAAACUGCCGCUACACAACAGACCACGCCGGCCUCAACUUUCAACUGCUCUUUCAUCACUUGCGAUCGCCACGCCAAGGGAUUCCAGUCCAAAGCCGAACUCGAUCAGCACGUUGCCAUGGUUCACAGCAUGGCGGACGUCAAAGAUCCGCUAGCUUUCCUCGACGAGUCGCUGCAGGAGGCAUUCAAUCUGGAUGCGAACUUCAAGCAGAUCAAGAAGCCGCAAGCACAAUCCAUAGGGCCCGCUAUUGGUGCGCAGCCGAUGAAGCGGUCCGCUUCAGCAUUGCUCAAUGCCAAGAUCGAAUCGCGUCCUGCUACGCCCAGCGCAAUGGCUCGUGUGCCCAGCGCGGCAGGCUCCAUCGGCGAAACUAUCCCUGCAGGCAAGCCCGAAGGCGAGGAAGACCCAUGGCAACACUCCAACAUCCAGCCCGCUCAGAUCAACGACAUCUUCGGCGACGUUGAAUGGGAGUACAUUGUCCCUGCUGCGGAUUCAACGGUGCAUGACAAGUUCAUGGAAGGCGCUGUACCCAAGGAAGGCACAAGUACGCCCGAGGCUGCCGUUGACGGUCAAAUGCAACGCGACAAGAAGAGUGUUUCGCCGCCUACAGACGGCAAGGACGCUUCGCCGAAAGCAGCUGACAGCGACGAAGACUCCUUCCUAGUCGAUCUCAGCGGUGUCCCCGGCCUCGACCUCUCAGACUGGGACGCCCUCAAUGGCCCAUCCGCCGAGCACUCUCUCACAUCUACAUCCAUACUAUCCGACUCCGAUGGUGAUUUCGAAAUGGUCGAUGCUCCAAACACCUCCGCUGCCGCACCUACAGGCAAUAAGCCCACAUCGAUCAUGACAGUACAGUUCAACGACAACGACGCCGCCUUCCUCCGACAACUCGGCAUCGACCCCGACAAACCCUAUGAAGACAUCAAGAAUCAGGACCAGCGCGAGUUCUACGACUUUCUGGCAAAGCCGAUCCGGGAGAAGCGGUUCAUGGAGCAGGCGGUUGAGGAGUUUGAGGUUGAGUUUCGGGAGUGGGAGAUGCUGGAGAAGCAGAAGGGUGGCGAGAAGUAA
This is a messenger RNA of Cyphellophora attinorum, 2178 nucleotides long. RefSeq lists its product as uncharacterized. The coding region runs from base 1 to 2178 and encodes 725 amino acids. The record is from RefSeq and is a predicted model, not a curated record. NCBI's taxonomy places the organism in Eukaryota, Fungi, Ascomycota, Eurotiomycetes, Chaetothyriales, Cyphellophoraceae. The transcript is spliced from 3 exons.